AUGGAGACCAUGGAAAUCCUACGUUCAAAAGAUUUUCUUCAUAAGGAUAUUGAGAUCAAGUUGCCUUCAUUGGACAUGACAAGUGACCAGAAUGAUCCUGAGUAUGUGCCAUCUGCAGAAAUACCAGCAUUGCUAACUAAACAUCAAACAAUAGUUGCGCUACAAGCAUCAUGUGAACGUACGGAGAGGAGACUAGACAUACGUCAUGGAUCAGAGCGACGAAUAUGCGAACAGAUUCCUUUCCUUUGCCCGUUCAUACAAAAGAAGAAGGUGACGGUAGAAGAUAUCAACGGUAGAAAAGGACAUGACAAAAACCCUAGGCGAAAUCACACCCAUGCCAGUAUGGCCAAAACACUGGAUACUCAGUUGGCACACCAUAUGUUGACUACUACCGAAGCGAACUUCACAGGAUGA
This is a messenger RNA of Haemonchus placei, 414 nucleotides long. The record is from the annotation of a GenBank genome assembly. NCBI's taxonomy places the organism in Eukaryota, Metazoa, Nematoda, Chromadorea, Rhabditida, Trichostrongylidae.